AGUGUUGUAGCUUCGAAGAAAGACCGACCAGAUUGAUCGAGGAGAGUUUUAUCUAUGAUUUGACCGCCAUUUGAACUACCUAAUUGUCAGUCUGAAAACGGUCGUUGCUAUACUUACCACUAAAGGACGAUAAGAAUUUGUGAUUUCGAUUGUUGCACGAUUCUGUUUGGUUGAGUUCCGCAGACGAUGAAAUAGGUUUGAAGAAGAAUGAAGAGAAAUGAUAUGAGCUAAUUGAAGAUGGAUCCUGGAGCAACUGUAAACCGAAAGCCGAACCCUAGGGAUAAAGCAGGAUUCUUUUCUUUAGCAUCCUUAGGGUACGUUGCGCCACUGCUAUGGCAAGGUUACCGCAAAGACUUGAACGAGAACGACAUCUAUCGGGUGACCAAGGACCUCGAAUCCAAGAGGAUCACGGACAAGCUGGAGAAACACUGGGAAUUGCUGAAGUUCAAUAACAAGAAACCUUCGUUAGUUAGACUGCUUGUUAGUUGCUAUGGAAAGAGGUUCUUCAUUCUCGGGUUGAUACAACUGGUGAUGGAAUUUGCAUCGAGCAUCUUGAGGCCUCUAGCGAUAGCCAAGCUGGUAGAGUACUUCAUACCAGGACAAACGGUCAUUUCGAAGGAGGAAGCCAACUUCUACGCAAUGUUCAUACUGGGUAUAAUGGUCACUAUGUCCUUCUACGACACUCACAUACAGCUGGCGAAAUCGGUAUUAGCUCUGGAGAUGCGGAUGGCCUUCUCCUCUCUGGUUUACCGGAAGGCCCUCAAGCUGCAUCCUUCCGUCUUUUCGGAGAUGUCCACUGGAAAGAUAGUAACCCUGAUCACCAAAGACCUGCAAGCUCUCGAUUCCGCCAUUCAUUUCGCCAACGAUUGCUGGGUAGAGUCUCUGAUUGGGAUUUUCAUCGCCUACUUGAUCUACCAGAAGGUCGGAUUGGCAUCUUUGGUGAUUUUGGUGUCUCUUAUCAUAGUAUUUCCGAUACAAGGAACCUUGGGAUAUUUGGUCUUCAAAAAAAGAAAGGUUGCUAACAAAAGGUCAGAUCAGAGGAUACAAUUAACCCAGGAAAUAUUAUCUGUUAUAAGAAUAAUAAAAAUGUACACCUGGGAGAUGAUAUUCACUAACAAAUUGAUUGAUGCUCGUAAGAAAGAAGUAAACAGUAUUAGAACCCUGAUGAUAUUCAAGCAAGGAGGUAUUUUCUUGGGCGAACUCAUGGGAAAACUUGGAUAUAACUUGCUCCUCGUCGUGUAUCUACUCCUAGGUCAUUCUUUAACACCUGGAGUGGUCUACUACGUACAGUCCUCAUACCAAAAGUUGAGAUUCAUCCUUACUUACCUGAUCACCCUUUCCAUGACAGAGAUGGCCGAGCUUCUAGCAUCCUUCAACCGUAUCGAGAACCUCUUCAAAGCCGAAGAGUACCAACCCAGCCGCCAUUACAGACAGACCUAUAUAAUGACUAGGAUCUUAGUUAGGAAUGCACAUGUUAAGCUUGGAGAUCAGGAGAUCCUUAGAGAUCUUACGUUUAAUUUAGAAAAUGGGCUUAACAUCAUAGCGGGUCCUGUAGGAAGUGGCAAGAGUACCUUGGUCAAAGCACUUCUGCACGAGUACAAGCUAUCUUCCGGGACCCUUUUUGUUAAUGGUGAGAUAUCAUACGCUUCUCAGCAACCUUGGUUGUUCCCUUCUACCGUCCGCCAAAACAUUUUGUUUGGUUCGGACUACAACGAAGAAAGAUACAAGAGAGUUCUGGAGAUUUGUGCGUUGAAAUUAGACUUGAAACUAUUUCCUAACAGCGACAUGACUAUUGUCGCUGAGUCUGGUUCCAACCUGAGCAAAGGACAACAAGCCAGGGUAAACCUAGCUCGCGCUAUCUAUAAAGAAAGUGACAUCUAUGUUCUCGACGAUUGUUUCUCCGCUCUUGACGUCAACGUCCAAAAUUACAUCUUCAAGAACUGCAUCAAAGAUUUCCUGAAGAACAAACUGGUCGUAUUGGUCACCCACAACGCCUCAUUCUUGAGCAAGGCGGAUCACGUGACGAUUUUGAGUGAUGGUAAGAUGACGUAUUCUGGUAAAUUCGACGAUGUAUCCAUCAAGAACUACAUUAAUGAGCUGAAUGUGACGGAGAUGGUUGAGGAGAAGAUCGAAGCCGAGUCCAAUGGUCAAAUACUCCUCGCAAAUGGUAACGGUUGUUCCAAAACUGAUGAGAAGGGAAAGAAGAAAGUGGUGAAGACGGGAAACAUCUACAGCGAAGAUAUGAAGGUCGGUACCAUUGGUCUUGGGGUUUACAAGAGAUACAUCGCCUAUGGUAGUUAUGGUUUGUUUAUCUUCCUGUUGAUCCUUCAUAUUUCCGUGGAGAGCCUUUAUGCGACGACGGAGAAGUUGAUAAGCAAGUGGGUUAACGAACAAAAAACCAACGCUACCACUCUCUUACCUGAACAGAGUGCAACGGAAAGAGAUGCAUCUCUGGCUACAAUAACAUUUCUUUCGUUGCUUACUGGGGCAACAGUUCUAGCCAAAUUCUCGCGUUCUGUAAUCCAUUUAAUAUUUUCCACUAAGAUAUCCAGAAAUAUCCAUUCUGCUCUGGUCAGAGGUAUUGUGUACGCAAGAGUACAAUUCUUCGACAGAAACUUGAUUGGUAACAUACUCAACAGAUUUUCGAGAGAUCUUGGACAUAUCGACGAAUAUCUUCCACACGUAGUAGCAGAAGUUAUCAAGAUGACAUUUAUGGUAACUAGCACUGUAGGACUGGUAGUAACAGUCAACCUUAGGUUUUUAUACUACUCCAUAGUUCUUUUCGUGGUGAUGAUUAUGUUUGCUUUGUUCUUUAUGCCUUCAGCGAGGAGUUUGAAGAGAUUAGAAGCUGUUUCUCGAAGUCCAAUGAUAGGUCACUUGAACUCAACGAUAGAAGGACUUAUCACAGUGCGCGCAUUCAAGAAGCAAGAGAUUCUAAGAUGUGAGUUCGACGCACAUCAAAACUACCACAUAUCUGCCCAAUUUAUAGGAAUGGUUACUUGGAAACUGCUCCAGUUGUACUGUCACAUGAUAUGCGCUGUUUACGUGGGUGCUAUUUUGCUGACCUUCAUGGGCUUUAAAUCAGAUUUCUUAGCUGGAGAUGUGGGUCUCUCAAUCUCAACAGCUGUUGGUCUAGGAAUGCAGCUCCAGUGGGGAAUGAGGAAUGUGAUCCAAUUAGAGAGCACCAUGACUUGUGUCGAGAGAGUCAUCGAAUACAUCGACGAGCCCCAGGAAGAAAAGAACGGAAAAAAGAUGGACGAUUGGCCCGACAAAGGUUCCGUAUCUUUCGAAAAGGUUGAUCUCAGAUACCCCCUGAACUCCAAACCAGUGUUGCAGAACAUCAAUCUUCAGAUCAAUCCCCAGGAAAAGGUGGGCAUAGUUGGUAGAACUGGAGCUGGCAAAUCCUCCAUAAUCGUUGCUCUCUUCCGUUUCUACGACGUGGACGGGGAGAUAUCCAUUGACAAAGAGAACAUCGCCAAGGUAUCCUUGGAUUCACUCAGACAGGGAAUUUCUAUAAUCCCUCAGGAACCUGUAAUCUUUUCUGGUACUAUAAGGUCCAAUGUAGACCCCACUGGUAAAUACACAGAUGAAGAGAUUUGGCAAUCGUUGGAAACUGUCAGUUUGAAGGGUGUCAUCACCAAUCUGGACACUGAGAUAGACCCAAAGGUGUGCGGGUUCAGUUUGGGCGAAAAACAGCUGAUAUCCAUAGCCAGGGCCGUGAUCAGGAAGAACAAGAUAGUGGUAUUGGAUGAAGCUACAGCCAACAUGGACAAAGAUACGGAGAUCAAGAUCAACACCAAGAUCAAAGAGAUAUUCAAGAACUGCACCCUUCUCAUUAUAGCUCAUAGGAUGGAGACCAUUUUAGACUGUGAUAAAGUGAUUGUGAUGGAUCAGGGCGAGGUCGUGGAGUUCGACAGCCCGCUCGAUUUAGCUAGAAGGGAAGACAGUAGGUUUUAUGAAAUAAUUAGGAAAACUGGGGCCUUGAAUACGUAUUUGCAAAGAACUAGUUGAUGGAAGGGUGUGGUCGAUCUAAUGGUCGAAUUUUUAGGAAAAAUGUUGAGUGGUUCGUGUGAGUUGUCUUUCCUUUUUGCGGAAAAUUGAAUUGUUCGAAACACUGUUGUAAAUAAUGUGAAUAGAUCUUAAUGAAAUGAAA
Harmonia axyridis is the source of this 4153-nucleotide messenger RNA. Its product is annotated as ATP-binding cassette sub-family C member 4-like. Gene Ontology annotation, cellular component: membrane. The transcript is spliced from 10 exons. Bases 238 to 4011 code for a protein of 1257 amino acids. Gene Ontology annotation, biological process: transmembrane transport. The record is from RefSeq and is a predicted model, not a curated record. Gene Ontology annotation, molecular function: ATP hydrolysis activity; ATP binding; ABC-type transporter activity. NCBI's taxonomy places the organism in Eukaryota, Metazoa, Arthropoda, Insecta, Coleoptera, Coccinellidae.